AAAGAGGUAAUUCCGUUAUAUUGCCAGCCUCUCUCCGAGGUCAUGGACAGGAUGCACACAGACGAGCCAGCGAGCUUUAAAAUAACUGCCAUUUCAACCCCGUUUGAUUGUUCUUUAUCUACACCAGAAAUACCCCUGCAUCCAACCCCUCCCCCUUUCCCUGCCCCUCCGUUGCUAGGUAGGUUGUUACGCAGAGGACAGGGCCGAGAUAUUCUAUUGGCUGAAUGUAACGGGCUGGAUUACAUACUGGAGUAAUCCGAUUACUCUCGAGCUGCUGGAAGUACUGCGGCUGCCAUUGUUUUGCGCAGAGACUCGGUCUCGUUACAUACUGUUGAAAAGAUGAACAACAAAUACACUGUACAAACAAAGGCGUAACUGUGGCCGUAAAGCCGAAAGAGCGGAAUGGUUCAGAUUUUAUUCGUAGCGUAGAUAGGGAAGUGAGUAUUACUCUGAAAGAGGAAGCAUUUUGAAUACAAUACACACGUGCGAUAUAAACGCACUUUGUGUACUACUCUGGCGAAAGCGCAGUGGCGUCUUGUCAGCUUCGUGGUGAGGAGUUCAGGACCUCCGGAAAUGGAAACUGAUAUGAACAAAACCUGCUCUUUCGCGGCCUGGAGCUUGAGAUCGCUGUUUGAUUACAAGGGAGAGAGGGGGAAGAACAUCACCGUGCAGUGCAAGCUCUGCAAACCCAGAGAAAAAUUCCUCUCCACAUCCAAAAGUUCCACAUCAAACCUGAAAAAACAUCUGGUGAGGAAGCACUCCUCGGUCUAUGAGGGGCAGUUUUUGGAGGCGGGGCCGGUGAGCAGACUGGCAGAAGCUGCGGGGCAGGGCGGGGCGGGGCAGGGCGGGGCAGCGGACAGGUUCGGAGAUCCCGCCGCCGAAAACUCGUACGAUGGCGAGGACGAGCGCCCCGCCAAGCAGGCCAAAAGCAGCUCGUACGCGAACAAGGCGUGGCAGCGGCGCCUGAACGCUCUGGUGUUCAGCUUCAUCAUCGACACGCUGCAGCCCUUCUCCAUCCUGGAGACGCCGUCCUUCCUGCGCCUGCUGGACGGCCUCCACACCAGCAGGGGGCUCCUGACCCCCAGGGCCCUGCUGGGGAAGGUGUGGUGGGCCUCCCGCUCCAUGACGGAGGCGCUGAGCUCCAGGCUGAAGGAGGCGCGUCGCGUCUGCACCACGGCGGACCUCUGGAGCACAGGGGGGCGGGGCUACCUGGCCGUCACCUGCCAUUGGCUGCAGGAGGGCACCAUGGAGAGGAGGAGCGCUGCGCUGGCCUGCGCGGCCCUGCCGGCUCCGCCCACCUGCCACGCCCUGGUCGCCAAACUCCGCGAGAUCCACGCCCACUUCGACCUGACGGACCGGCUGGGGUGCAUGGUGACGGACAGCGGCAGCGCCUUCGUUCCCCUGUUCUGCGAUUUGGGGUUCUCUCAGGACGGCGGCGGGGGUGGGGGUGGGCUGGACGGAGAGCGCGACUGUAAAGGCGUGGCUGCAGGAGAGGGGGGCGUGGUCUUCCAGGACGUGAGCCAGCUGCUGCAGAGCGAUGUGAAGGAGCUGCAGUUCCUGCUGCCGGCCCACCAGCGCUGCCCCGCCCACCAGCUGAGCCGCCUGGCCCAGGAGGAGGUGCAGCGGGCCCUGGGCUGGGGCCCCCCCGGGGGCCUCUACAGGGGGGCCCUGGCCAAGUGCGCUGCCUUCUGGAGCCUGGCCCACGGCCCCGCCCCUGCCCCGCCCUUCCUGGAGGAGCUGGGCGCCAUGGAGGGGCGUGUCCCGCGAGCCGUGCUGUGGAGCGCGGAAUACCGCGUCGUGCGCGCGGUGCUGUCGCUAGGCGACGGGCAGGCGGCGUGCCAGCAGCUGGGGGCGGAGCCUCUGAGCGCGCAGGAGCUGCUGUUCCUGCAGGAGUACGCCGAGGUGCUGCAGCCGCUCGCGUACUCACUGGACUUCCUCCAGAAGAAGUGCAUCCUGGGAUACCUGCUGCCCACGCUGCUGACGCUGAAGGCCAAGCUGAGCGAGAUCAGGCCCUUCCUGCGCUUCUGUGGCCCGCUCAUCGCCGCCCUGCUGGCGGGUAUCGACACACGAUUCGCAGCUCUUCUGGCCAGCCGCGAAGCCAAGAUGGCGGCGGUGACGGUGCCAAAGCUGCGGCUGUGGUGGCUGCCGCAGGAGGAGCGGGAGGAGGUGAAGGCCAUGCUCCUGGAGGAGGCGUCGGCCGAGGAGCGCUCCCAGGAGGUGCAGGAGGCCGAGAGCUCGGACUCGGAGGCUGAGGAGGAGGCGAAGUUCUUCGGCUUUGCGGAGGAGGAGGGCGAGGCCAGAUCCACGGUGGAGGUGGAGGUGCUGAACUACCUGCAGGACACGGACAAGGCCCUGGCGUCUCUCAACAGGUACCCCACCGUCCGGCGCCUCUUCCUCAAACACAACACCCCCCUGCCUUCAGGGGGCGCCAGCGUGCAGCGGCUCUUCAGCCACAACGGCCACGUCCUCACGCCCCAGCACACCGGCAUCGCCGAGGAACACUUCGAGCAGGUCCUCCUGCUGCGCUACAACCAGGACCUGUGCCCGCUCACCAACGAGGGCUGGCACUGGAGCUGAGCUGUGCCCGCUCACCAACGAGGGCUGGCACUGGAGCUGAGCUGUGCCCACUCACCAACGAGGGCUGGCACUGGAGCUGAGCUGUGCCCGCUCACCAACGAGGGCUGGCACUGGAGCUGAGCUGAGCUGUGCCCGCUCACCAACGAGGGCUGGCACUGGAGCUGAGCUGUGCCCGCUCACCAACGAGGGCUGGCACUGGAGCUGAGCUGUGCCCGCUCACCAACGAGGGCUGGCACUGGAGCU
Anguilla rostrata (American eel) is the source of this 2820-nucleotide messenger RNA. RefSeq lists its product as uncharacterized. The transcript has 2 exons. Lineage: Eukaryota; Metazoa; Chordata; Actinopteri; Anguilliformes; Anguillidae. Gene Ontology annotation, molecular function: DNA binding. The record is from RefSeq and is a predicted model, not a curated record. The coding region runs from base 574 to 2577 and encodes 667 amino acids.